Messenger RNA from Brassica oleracea var. oleracea, 687 nucleotides. RefSeq lists its product as uncharacterized. Lineage: Eukaryota; Viridiplantae; Streptophyta; Magnoliopsida; Brassicales; Brassicaceae. The record is from RefSeq and is a predicted model, not a curated record. The transcript is spliced from 2 exons. The coding region runs from base 1 to 687 and encodes 228 amino acids.
AUGGAGUUAGAUAAACCAUUUCCGAAGCUUAUUGCGCUUGAUGAUAAGCAAGGCAAUAUCUUCUUCGUAAAUGUGGAGUACUCUUGGAUCCCUAGUGCUUGUGGAAGAUGCAGAGCACUUGACCAUAAGGAGAAUAUAUGUCUUCUUCCUCCUAAGCCACUAGAAGUUCGUACUGCAAAAGAAGCUCCAGUUGCCAAUGAAGAGAUCCCAAUUGUGGACAUAGCUAAAGUGUUGCAUAACACUCCAAAUGCACAUAUUGACCAUCUCGAACCAGGAUCGCAAUCUCCCUCCUCCCACCCAUUACACGAGGCUCAAGCUGAGUCUCAUGACACUCCACCACCCGAGGUUCUUGCUAGUUCACUCACACAUUCGCAUGAGUCACAGAUUAUGGAAGAUGUUCCAUCACAAAUUUUCACUUUGGAAGGCUCUGGCACUUCUAAAAGGGAGCAACAUAUUGGUGCCUACACUCUUUUCGCUCACAACCAUCAACAAUUUCAUAUUGAGCCGGAGAUUCCGGUUUGUUUUGAGAGAGAUGGUAAUGAUGUGGUUGGAGAGACUUCUAGUUACUUAACUAGAGGAGGAAGAUCAGUAAAACCAACUCAAAAGAUUCAAGAUAUGGGAUGGACGAAGGUCGGUGGAAGAGGUAAAGGUCGCCGUGGCCGUGGCCGAGGAAACCAAAACCACUGA